AUGACUCUUGACAACGCUUCAGCGACCCAAGACUCAGCCCCAUCCGAUGAACGCAAUCCCUUGAAAAGGCCCCGUCCCAGGCCUGUCAUCAGCUGUCUCGAAUGCCGGAGAAAGAAGUUGAAAUGCGACCGCACUUUGCCAUGCCGGCAAUGCGUGAAAGCCGGGAGGUCGGACGUGUGCGCCUUUCAGCCGGGUCAGCUUCCCGAACCCCGGGAUUCAUCAUACGAUGACCCUACUCCCAAGCGAUCUCGAAAUGAUCAGACACGCCCCUUGGCUGUUAAUGGCGACGAUGCUAGUCCUUCUGAGCAGGACAACGCCACUGUCACCAUUCCGCACGAUGGUCUGGGCAUGUUUGAGAAGCUCCAAUUUCGGGUUGCUCAUCUCGAGACCUUGUUGGACGUUGAUCACACUGUAGGUACAGUCCAACGCAAUCUGGCUGAUCGUGGUGGUGUCAGGCGUGACCGGCCAGAGGCAAGUCAAGUCGCACUGCCACAACCCGCCAUUAGCCGUCACCGCCUGCCGACCACAGUCUUUCCAGACGCUGCCUUCUUUAUGCGAGGCUUUGCUGCACAAAACUCGGAAGAUCCGAGGAUACAAAGAGUCGCAGAUGACCUGCGAUGUCUGCACUACUCGCUCAAGCAAUUUCACAAGAGGCCCCAUAUCGGUUCCAAUUGUGUGGGCUUCAUGAACCUCUUGCCUUUGAUUCCGUCUCGAGAUGUGUGCUAUUUACUGUCAGAGCUAUAUUUCGACAACCUUGAGCACUGCUUUCGAAUCUUACACAAAACUACUUUUAACAGACAGUUGAACGAAUUCUUCCUCGCUGGCGAAACAAUACAGGAUCUAUCUUUCAUCCCACAGCUUAUGGCCGUGCUCUCGAUGGGUGCGCUGCUCGGUACUCGAUCCGAGUGUGUAGAUGUCGCGCAGGCCAAUGAGGGGCGCCUAAUCCCAAUGAGUAUUGUUUACAUCCAGGACUACCUUGAUAGUCUGAGUUCAAAGAAACUAUACACAAUCCCUAUACUGCAGACGAAGAUGCUUCUCCUCAUACUACGGUGGAUGCGACUGGACAAAAACAACGAUCUUUGGCGUCUAUCUGGAGACAUUCUGCGGCAUGCCCUGAUCAUGAACAUGGACAGAGAUCCGAGCCAGCUGCAAGAGCCAACAAGCCCACUACAAGCGGAAUUGAGACGGCGACUGUGGAUGACAAUCGUUGAAGAAGACCUCAUGCUCUCCAUUCUUAGAAACAUGCCUUGCAUGGUUCCAGACUUCACCUGCCAAGCUCCGCUCAAUGUCGAUGAUGACGAGUUGCAAGACUUUGGCAAGCCCCCGUCCCCGAGACCUCAAGAUGAGUGGAGCGACUCACUAUGCCAGGUCGUACUCGCCCAGUCGGUGAAGGAUAGGCUACAUGCUUGUCAAGACCUUAGGUCAACGCACUCGAUUCGCUACGAGCAUGUCUUGGACCAUACGCGAUCGUUCGAAAAGAUCCUUGAGACCUUACCCGCACCUCUGCGCUUCAGCCAUCAAGACAACAUAGCAAGCAAGGCGCCGUCGCGCUUGAUGGCAAGAAUGGAGCUAGACAUCUCUAUCAGACGUCCCCUGAUGCAUUUGUACUCACCUUUUGCGCAUGCAAAUAACGAGCGUGACGAGUUCUCUGAGGCCCGGGCUGGCUAUUUGCAAUCCUGUUUGAUGCUUGAUGUUUAUCAGGACCUGUUCGAUCCCAAAUACUCGGAAUUGGGUGUAGAACGUCCCGACGGCUACUGGGACUUCUUCUAUAAUCUUUAUCGCAGUGAGUUGCAUCAAGCCGUGUCAGGCAUUUGUCUCGAGCUCAAGCGUAUUUCGACUUCAUCCCAACCAGAUACUCCCAUCCCGACUUCUGGACUGCUCAAGACUCAGACUUACAGUCGCGCCAGCCUCAUUCAUGCCAUCAAGGACACAUUAGAACCGAUGGUCAGGAGGAUCGGUCACCUUGGCGCGGAUCUGAAGGAGCUCAGCUAUCUGACCAUCGUCUUCAACUCUGUCAAAUCUGCACAGUACGAUCCUGGCACAGUGGUCGAAGCUCUCGAAGAUCUUGUUGCGGCUUGCAAGCUCCAGCUGUGCCGCAACAACAUCCCGAUCAUCCAAGAUCAAAAUAAUGCGGCAACUGAUACGAGUGGCUGGACACCGGGGCCCGGGAACGAUAUUGCUUGGACUGAUCUGGCAAACUUCCCCUUCGAGUUUGACUAUGGGAACGAGAUGAGCUUCGACUUAUCAUAA
This is a messenger RNA of Cyphellophora europaea CBS 101466, 2250 nucleotides long. RefSeq lists its product as uncharacterized. Gene Ontology annotation, cellular component: nucleus. The record is from RefSeq and is a predicted model, not a curated record. Gene Ontology annotation, molecular function: zinc ion binding; DNA-binding transcription activator activity, RNA polymerase II-specific; RNA polymerase II cis-regulatory region sequence-specific DNA binding. The coding region runs from base 1 to 2250 and encodes 749 amino acids. The transcript is spliced from 2 exons. NCBI's taxonomy places the organism in Eukaryota, Fungi, Ascomycota, Eurotiomycetes, Chaetothyriales, Cyphellophoraceae. Gene Ontology annotation, biological process: regulation of transcription by RNA polymerase II; DNA-templated transcription.